Trichoderma breve is the source of this 678-nucleotide messenger RNA. Its product is annotated as NAD(P)H-binding domain-containing protein. Bases 1 to 678 code for a protein of 225 amino acids. The record is from RefSeq and is a predicted model, not a curated record. Lineage: Eukaryota; Fungi; Ascomycota; Sordariomycetes; Hypocreales; Hypocreaceae. The transcript has 2 exons.
AUGCACAUCUUCAUCUCUGGAGCCACCGGCCGCAACGGCCGCAUCGCCCUCGACAACGCCCUCUCUCGCAACCACACCGUCACCGUCCUAACCCGCAACCCAUCCUCCCUCCCCUCAAACCCAAACCUCACCAUCAUCAAAGGCUCCCCCUCCUCCCAACAAGACGUCCAAACAGCCCUCUCAACACCAUCCCUCCCCUCCUCCAUCCUCAUAACCCUCAACCAGCGCCGCACCUCCGACAACCCCUUCUCCCCUUUAUCCCCAGACUCUCCCCCCGACCUCCUCGCAAGCACAACAAGCGUCCUCCUCGCCGCAAUCGCAGCCACACCAUUCGCACAUCCUCCGAAGAUCGUAUUAAACUCCAUUUUCGGCGCCCGCGAGUCAUGGAAGAAUCUCAGUUGGGCUUUUCGCGCUGUUCUGGACCAUAGUACUAUGAAGUACGCUGUCAAGGACCAUAAUAACACGGAUGUCUUGAUUAGGGAGAGUGGUGUGCCGUUCGUACUUGCGAGAGCGCCGAGAUUGACUGAGGGACCCGCUGCAAAAGUCAAGGUGUGGCCUGAGAAUGGUCAGGGAUGUGGCUGGAACGUGACCCUCAGCAGGGAAAGCUUGGGAGCAUGGUUGAUCACGGCGGCAGAGUCCAAUGAGUGGGAUGGCAAGUCGCCGGUGUUGACCAACUAA